AUGGCGGCUCAGCCGUUUGAUCUUCGUCCGGUUCUGGAUAAGCUGGUUCGGACGGAAGAUGAUUGCAGGCCACUCGUCGUGAUGACUUGUGGAAUCUCAGGUGCCGGAAAGUCAACUUUGGCGAAGCAGAUAAUUAGCCUUUUCCCCAACUUUGUACGGCUCUCUGUUGAUGAAAUCAUUUUCAAGAAUCAUGGACUCUAUGGCAUCGACUACGCUCAAGAAAAGUACCAAGAAUAUCAGGAUGAAGCACAAGAAAUCUUGAUCGCCGAGCUGAAGCGUCGGCUUGAGGAUAAGACGAAGGACAUUGUACUCGACCUAUCCUUCUGGAACAAACAGUAUAGAGACGAAUUCAAGGCUGUUAUAGAAAAGUUCGGCGGCCGAUGGGUUCUGGUUUUCUUGGAUGCUGACAAGGAACUCCUCUGGAAACGCAUCACCUUGCGGAAGGCCCAGAGAGAUGGUCAGGAUUUGGUCGAUAGAACGGGAGAUUCGGCAUUUGAUGUAGGUAGGGAAACCUUCGACUCAUACUAUGAAGGGUUCGAAAGGCCUUGUGGAGAGGGAGAGCAUGUCAUCGAGGUCGUCUGA
This is a messenger RNA of Fusarium keratoplasticum, 582 nucleotides long. RefSeq lists its product as uncharacterized. The record is from RefSeq and is a predicted model, not a curated record. Lineage: Eukaryota; Fungi; Ascomycota; Sordariomycetes; Hypocreales; Nectriaceae. The transcript is spliced from 3 exons. Bases 1 to 582 code for a protein of 193 amino acids.